AGCGGUGAAAGGCCUUUAUUAGGUCAAACCGAUAUCAAAAUGGUGUCACACAAAGUGCAGUUAUUGGCAUCGCUUUUACUCAUAUCUGAGGUGUAUACCAAAUUUUCCGGGAGAUGCGGCUACGGCAACCAGCAAAAUGGGCGUCUGCAGUCCCCCACCCCAGGUCAGUUCAUCAUACCAGCAAUUAUCAAGCCAUGUCCUCCCCGCCCGCCCAGCGCGCCUUCCCAACCCCCUAGCACCCCCAAGCUAACCAACGAUGUCAUUAUUGAUAAACUGAUAAGACUUCUCGUAUGUGACAUAAUCGAGCAGGAUAACGUGGAAGUGGACGUUGAUGUGAGAGAAGGAAAGAAGAACGGCGUGAAAGAAGGAAAGAAGAACGUUGACGCGAAAGAAGGAAAGAAGAACGAUGGAACCAGUGAAUGUAAAGAACCCGAAAUAUGUCUAUAUAUUACCCCGUUUAACGGUUAGAUCACGAUGACAUUACCGUAAAACCACACAA
Messenger RNA from Cydia fagiglandana, 499 nucleotides. RefSeq lists its product as uncharacterized. Bases 40 to 468 code for a protein of 142 amino acids. Lineage: Eukaryota; Metazoa; Arthropoda; Insecta; Lepidoptera; Tortricidae. The record is from RefSeq and is a predicted model, not a curated record. The transcript is spliced from 2 exons.